AUGAUGCUAACGAGCGGAGGACUAGCGGCCGCGGCUCACGGUCAUCCUGGAGCGAUUGUGACUACACAGGGGGUUAUGGCUGCCGGUGGCAUUCCGCAUGGUCAAGUCAUGAUGACAGCGGAUGGGAGAAUGGUGACCGUUGACGGAAGUGUUCUGACCAAUCAGGGAGUGCUUGUCGCCGCUGCCGCGCAUCACGGGGGCUACCACAGCGGCGAUCACGCCGCACAUCACGGCGGGCAUAACGAGGAUCUCGCCAUGGUCGCAACCCACGGAGACACCAUGGCCGCCGGCGGCGGCGGGCAAGGGGACCUAACCGGAGGCGAGUCGGAAGGGGAGGAGGAGACGAUCAUGCUUCGCGGCCGCAGCAAGAACCGGCAGGCGGUGGAGCUGAUAAUCAAGCAGGAGAUCUGCGCGCUGAAGAACGCCCGGCCGAAGAUCACGGCGGCGGGGAUCUGCCAGGUGUUGCGCGCGAAAUACGGUAACUCCACCGUGCGAGAGUCGCAGAUCCCGCGCAUCCUGCGCGACGAGCACAAGUGGGGCCGCGCGCCCGCGAACUUCAAGCGCGUGAGGCAGCCGCACAACGUGCGCCUGGAGGAGGCGCUGGCGGUGUGGGUGCGCGAUAUGAAGGCGCGAGGGGACUUCCGCGUGACGUGCGAUCGCAUUCUGGAGCAUGCGAAGGACAUUGGGCCGUCGCUGGGCGUUCCCGCAUCCUUCAGGUACAGCCGCGGGUGGAUCUCUCGCUUCCUCAGGCGCUGGGGCCUCACACGCAAGGCAGUGGAAGCAGCGAGGGAGGCCAACUUCAACCCGCUAGAUCCCUCCUCGGGCCCCUCGCACGGCGGCGGAGGGGGAGGCACCGACAGCGCCGCACACAUCAUCGACAGCAGGAGCCUGCUGGAGCUUGCAGACGAACAGCUAGAUCUGGAGGAAGCCGCCCGUCGCGCAUCUGAGCCGUCGGAUCUGCUUGCUGAGCUGGCAGAUGAGGAUAUUCUGGCAGCUGCGGCGAGUAUCCCUGCUGUGGGGAGUAGUGUAGUGGCGGCUGUGGCUAAUUCCCGGGGUGGACAGUAUGCUCCCAGUGCUGGGGGGCCUGGGGGAGCUGGCGGGCAGUAUACUCCUGGCGCUGGGGGGGUUGGGGUGGGGGGGGUGGGGGGUGGGGGUGAGUCCGUUGGGGAGGGACAGCUGCAGGCUGUAGCAGAAGAGGUGCUGCUGGGGCUGGAUGGAUCUGUAGCACGGGCGCUGGCUCCUGCUGGUGCUUCUGGCGCUGCUGGUGGCGCCUACGCGCCUGGCUCACACAUGCUUGUGCCUGCUGGAUCCACCUUUUCCGCUUCUCAAGGCCCAUACACGUCCUCUGCCCUCGCCCAGCUCUCUUCCGCGCCUCCCCACGCGCACCAUCCCCCGCCGCCGCCCCCCCAGCGGCGGCGCAACAUCACAGUGAAGCUCAAGCGCGCCAUCUGCGUGCUGAAGCGCGCCAAGCCGCGCCUGCGCGCGUCCGCCAUCAUAGAGGCCGUGCGCGCGAGCACGGGCAUCUCCCUAGGCACGCACCAGGUCUCCCGGAUCCUCCAGGAUAGUGACCGUUGGAUGCGCGCCCAGACCAACGCCAAUGCGGUCAAACGCGUGCGGGACCCUGAGAACGCCGCGUUAGAGGAAACCCUAGCUGAGUGGGUGAAGGAGAUGCGGGCGAAGCAUGGCGAGGCAAUGGUUACCAGAGACGAUAUGAUUGACCAUGCGAAGAGGAUUGGUCCCGGGUUGGGGGUUCAGCCGGGGUUUAAGUACAGCCGGGGGUGGUUGUCGAGGUUUUUGUGGCGGUGGGGGUUGCAGACCAAGGAAGAGAGGGAGGCGGCGAGAAGGGAAGGGAGGGAAGGGGGUGGUGAAGGGGAGGUUGCUGGUGGAGAUUCUGGGGGUGCUGGGGCUGGUGGGGGUCCGCUGGCUUUAAUGCCUGCUGAUGCUGAUGCGGAAGGGGAGGCUGAAGCAGGUUCUGCUGGUGCUGGUGCUGGUGCUGCUCCUGGGGCGGGGGCUGCUGCUGGGGCUGGUGGAGCUUCUGGGGUAGCCGGGGCAGCUGGCGCUGCUGGUGCAGCUGGGGCAGGGAGCGACACUGGUAGCGACCUUAUCAUAUCCUCUCACGAUUUCGUCAUUACGGGGACCGACAGCGACGAGGAUAAUUUCCUUCGUCUGGUGGAGGAGCAGCUUGCUGAGGUUGAAAAGGCAGGCGGGAAGGCAGCCAGGGCUGCAAUCAUGUGGGGGGAGGGUGGCGAGGGGGGCGAGGGCGGAGGAGCUGGAGAGGGCGGAGGAGCAGGAGGAGAGGGUGGGUCCACGGAAGGGGAGGAUACUGGGGACGAGACGGACCUAGGGGAAGGCGGAGGGGAGAGGAGGCGGCGGUAUGGCGGGGGGGUGUUCGGAGGGAUGGGGAGCAGUGAGGGGGCGGGAGAUGCACUGGAUGUAGACGCGGAUGGGAUCAGGAGGCGGAGGAUGGUCCAGGUGAAGGUGAAACGGGCGGUGUGUGCGCUGAAACGGGCUCGACCGGAGCUCACGAGCAGGGAGAUUAUCGAUGCAGUGAGGGUGAAAUACGGAGUGGAUUUGCCCCCGUCGGCUGUGCCGCGGAUUCUGAAGUAUGAUGAGCGGUGGCAGCAGGCUGGCGCGGCGGCGUCUUGCCGGGUAAGGUCGUGCAUGAAUUCUAAGCUAGAAGAGGUGCUGGCGGCCGCUGUGAGACGGGCGCUGGCCCGCGCUGCUGGUGAGGCGGGUGAGGGGGUGAAGGGGAGUGAGGGCGGCGAGGGUGGUGGUGAGGGAGGGGAGGGUGGUGGAGGAGGGGAAGGUGUGAAGGAGGGAGGGGAGGGGGCGAAGGGUGCGGGGGAAGAAGGUGGGGAGAACGGAGAGGACGGUGCUACUGGGGCUUCAGCAGCAGCAGGAGGUGAGGGGGGAGGAGGUGAAGGAGCAGGAGGAGCAGGAGGGGGGUCGGAAGGAGGAGCAGCAGGAGCAUCGGCGCCGGCAGUGGCAAGGACAGUAACGGUGCAGUCGAUUCUUGACCACGCCAAGCGCAUAGGCCCUCUGCUAGGCGUAGCACCCGGAUUCCGUUACUCCAAGGGGUGGGUCUGCCGCUUCCUGCAGCGCUGGGGCUUCGGCAGCAAGCAUCUGAAGAGCGGGGUUCUAGGGGUGGUGGCCUCUGGAGGGAGUGCUGUGGGGGGGGACGGGGGCGGGGAGGAGGGGGAGGCGGGGGAGAAUGGGGACGAGGAGGGGAGGGAGGAGCGGGAGGAUCGGGAGUUGCAGGAGCUGUUGAGUAUAGUGGAUGGGCAGGCGGCUGAGCAGGCGAGGAUGGAGGCGAUGUAUGGGUGGGGAUACGGGGGAGGGGGAUAUGGGGGAGGUGGGUAUGGGGGAGGUGGAUAUGGAGGGUAUGGAGGCAGGGAGGCAGGCUCGGGAGGUACGCCUGGGCAGGUGCCAUUUGCUGUGGGUGUGCCUGCGGCUAGGCUCGGGAUUAUUCGCACGCCUGAAGCUGCAGCUGCAGCUGCCGCGGCUGAGGCGGCGGCUUGGGAGUAUGCUUCGGGCGGGGGUGCUGGGGGGAUGAGAAAGAGAAAGAGGUUUGGGGUCGGGCCUGGUGACGUGGCGUUGCAUAAUAGAGGAGGGGGUGGUUGGGAUGGAGGUGGCAGAGGGUGCUGGGAAGCUUAG
Closterium sp. Yama58-4 is the source of this 3654-nucleotide messenger RNA. NCBI's taxonomy places the organism in Eukaryota, Viridiplantae, Streptophyta, Zygnematophyceae, Desmidiales, Closteriaceae. The record is from the annotation of a GenBank genome assembly.